CCGUUUCUUCUUCUUCCUCUCCAAGCGGGAAACAGCACUCUGAGAAAACAAAGAGAACAGCUAUGGCGCCAGUUAUGCAAAGCUCUCAGCCAUGGGUCGAGAAAUAUCGACCGAAGAAAGUGAAGGAUGUAGCUCACCAGGAUGAGGUCGUUCGAGUCCUCACCAACACUCUCGAGACCUCUAACUGCCCGCAUAUGUUGUUUUAUGGUCCUCCUGGAACUGGAAAGACGACCACUGCUCUUGCCAUUGCCCAUCAGCUUUUCGGACCUGAGCUGUAUAAGUCGAGGGUAUUGGAGCUAAAUGCUAGUGAUGACCGUGGUAUCAAUGUAGUUCGCACAAAAAUUAAGAACUUUGCUGCUGUUGCUGUAGGUUCUAAUCGUCAAAGUGGUUAUCCUUGCCCACCUUUUAAGAUCAUAAUCCUUGAUGAAGCAGAUUCAAUGACUCAAGAUGCUCAAAAUGCCUUGCGACGAACUAUGGAGACAUAUUCAAAAGUUACAAGAUUCUUCUUCAUUUGUAAUUACAUCAGCAGGAUCAUAGAGCCACUUGCUUCCAGAUGUGCGAAGUUUAGAUUCAAGCCACUUCCUGAAGAAAUAAUGGGCAGCCGAAUAUUGCAUAUUUGUAAAGAGGAAGGUCUUAAUCUAGAUUCAGAGGCUCUUUCUACCCUCAGUUCCAUUUCUCAAGGUGAUUUGCGAAGGGCUAUUACAUACUUACAAAGUGCUGCUCGGUUAUUUGGAUCUUCCAUAUCAGCAAAGGAACUGAUUAGUGUGUCUGGGGUCAUCCCAAAUGAAGUUGUUCAGGCUAUAUUCUCAGCUUGCAGAAGUGGCAAUUUUGACUUGGCAAACAAAGAAGUGAACAAUGUCAUUGCAGAAGGAUAUCCUGUUUCUCAGAUGCUGUCUCAGUUGUAUGAUAUAGUAGUUGAUGCAGACGACAUUUCUGAUGAACAGAAAGCAAGAAUAUGCAAGAAAUUUGCUGAAGCAGACAAGUGUCUUGUUGACGGAGCGGAUGAGUAUUUGCAACUUUUGAAUGUUGCAAGCAGCACAAUGCAAGCGCUUAGCAACAUGCCACAGGACAUGGCAUUUUGAAUUUGUAUUCCUCUUAUCAAAACUUCUUGCUAAGUCAACAUUAAUCGACGGCUUAUUUGGUUUAUUGGAAAGUCUGCUUUCUAGUCUUU
Solanum verrucosum is the source of this 1171-nucleotide messenger RNA. RefSeq names its product replication factor C subunit 4. Gene Ontology annotation, cellular component: DNA replication factor C complex; nucleus. Gene Ontology annotation, biological process: DNA repair; DNA-templated DNA replication. The transcript has 12 exons. The record is from RefSeq and is a predicted model, not a curated record. Gene Ontology annotation, molecular function: DNA binding; ATP hydrolysis activity; ATP binding. NCBI's taxonomy places the organism in Eukaryota, Viridiplantae, Streptophyta, Magnoliopsida, Solanales, Solanaceae. The coding region runs from base 63 to 1082 and encodes 339 amino acids.